Molecule: messenger RNA, 1522 nt
Organism: Arabidopsis thaliana (thale cress)
Lineage: Eukaryota; Viridiplantae; Streptophyta; Magnoliopsida; Brassicales; Brassicaceae
Product: Tetratricopeptide repeat (TPR)-like superfamily protein
Exons: 16
Coding region: 261-1478 (405 amino acids)
Biological process (GO): regulation of DNA-templated transcription
Cellular component (GO): nucleus
Source: RefSeq, marked reviewed
AAUUUUGGAAUAUUAACAUUUGAAUAUUAUAUGGGCCUAGCCCAAAAUUAUGUUUUGCCAUUCGGCCCAUAUAAUAGACAAUCUGCAAAGUGAAGAAGAAGAAGAACCACUAACGUUAUCUUACCGGCCCGAUCACGGAGCUCACCUUUCAUCGUCAAUCUCCGGCGGACGAAUUUCUCUUCGUAGCCGUUACUUCUCAUUAUUUCUUUGAAACUUUCUUAGAAAAUUCUCUGUUUUGGUUAGGACAAUACAAACAGAGGAUGUUGAUGACACUAGCGGCGACGACCUCCGUUUCAUUUAACUCGAAGCUUCUCCUAUUUCGAAUACGUUGCUCGGAUUCUAACCCUAAGCGUGGCUUCGGCUCAAAAAAGGAAGAGAAAGACCCGGCAUUGCAGCAAAGGAAAUCAUCUUCUAAACAGUCUGUUUCUGUACCCAGAAAGGCACCUGGUCUGAAUACUCAGUUUGAAGGAAAAUCUGGUCGAUCUUUUGAUAUAGACUUCGAUGAACGGCUGGAAAACAUCAGAAGGUCAGCUCUUGAGCAGAAAAAGACAGAAGUAGUUAAAGAAUUUGGUCCAAUUGACUAUGAUGCACCAGUCAAGUCUGACCAGAAAACAAUUGGUCUUGGUACUAAGGUUGGAGUUGGCAUAGCUGUUGUUGUAUUUGGUUUGGUUUUUGCUCUUGGUGACUUUCUUCCCACGGGAAGGUGCGUUAAGAUCAGCUGGGUUGGUUUCCGUAAUUUCACAUUUUUGUCAUACCAAGUCAUUGAUAGUCCAACUAAGAACACAACAGUAGUUAAAAAUCAAAUUUCAGAAGAAGAGAAAGCCACGCUUCAGCAAAGGCUCAAAGAGUUUGAAACAACUCUCAAUGGCACGCCUCAGGAUCAAGCUGCUCUGGAGGGUGCAGCUGUGACACUGACUGAACUAGGAGAUUAUUCACGGGCUGCUGCGUUUCUUGAGAAACUCGCUAAGGAGAGACCAACUGACCCUGAUGUAUUUCGACUGCUUGGAGAAGUAAAUUAUGAACUUAACAACUAUGAAGGCAGUAUCGCUGCAUACAAAAUUUCUGAAAAGGUUUCUAAAGGGAUUGAUCUUGAAGUUACACGAGGCCUCAUGAAUGCGUAUUUAGCUGCGAAGAAACCAGACGAGGCCGUCAAAUUUCUUCUAGACACUCGUGAACGUCUGAAUACAAAGAAAACAAGCACAACUGACAGUGUUACAGAUGAAACAAAUCUAGACCCAAUUCAGGUUGAGUUACUUCUCGGAAAAGCGUAUUCAGACUGGGGACAUAUCAGCGACGCGAUAGCUGUUUAUGACCAGUUAAUCAGUGCUCAUCCUGAAGACUUCCGAGGCUACUUGGCUAAGGGAAUUAUAUUGAGAGAAAAUGGAAGCAGAGGAGAUGCAGAGAGAAUGUUCAUCCAGGCGCGCUUUUUUGCACCAAACAAAGCUAAGGCCCUUGUGGAUAGAUACUCCAAACUAUGAUCACUAUCUGAUUCUGUGUAUAUAAAUAUACAUGCACAUGGGCC